UCAGAACACAGUGAACGUACAAAUGCAAGCAACAUUGGUCGCAGUAUUGAUUUUCGCCAUCGCUUCGAACUACCUGGAUGUGGUGCACUGUGACGGAGAUACCACGUCUGCAGCCACAGCCGGAUCAACCAAUAAACAACCAGCUGCAACAGUCACACGAAAAUCUGCGGCAGCACGCGGAAAACCAGAUACGGCUACCACCGUCAAGCAAACCGCACAAACCAAACCAUCGGGAAAAAAGCCGAAUCCAAUAAACCCAUCCAGAUCACCAGCACGUGGACGCAGUCCUAAUGCUCCAACACCUGCCAAAAAAUCCCAACCUCCACAACAAGACAAGAGAAAAUCAGUGAAGGCAUGAGGUGUUCAAGGACAAUCUCU
Schistosoma turkestanicum is the source of this 378-nucleotide messenger RNA. Lineage: Eukaryota; Metazoa; Platyhelminthes; Trematoda; Strigeidida; Schistosomatidae. The record is from the annotation of a GenBank genome assembly.